AUGCACAUUAGGUUUUACCUCGAAGGCAAGCAGCAAAACAGCUUGACUUCAUGGGGCCAAUUCGAUAAAUCAUCGAAAGGGAAGAACAAAUUCCCAUCUUCCCUAACAAAUCCUGACGUAAAAGGCAAAGUCACUGACCCAAUAAGGUUUGGGGGAUCGAAGGUUUAUCCAGAGAAUCCAGAGCCGUGCCACAAGCAUAUACUGGACCCAGGCAGUGAGAUAGUGCUCAAAUGGAAUAGGGUUUUCAUUGUCUCUUGCUUGUUGGCGCUUUUUGUCGACCCUUUGUAUUUCUACUUGCCGAGCGUGGGGGGUACCAAAGGGUCAUGGUGUGCCAAGACGGACUUGAAUUUAAGGAUAGUGGUCACAUUUUUCCGAACAAUUGCCGAUGUUUUCUACCUUUUGCAUGUGGUGAUCAAGUUUAGAACGGCAUAUGUGGCCCCGAGUUCGCGGGUUUUUGGCAGGGGUGAGCUCGUGAUGGAUCCUAAGGAGAUUGCAAGGAGAUAUCUAAGAUCCGACUUUUUUAUUGAUUUAAUAGCGACUUUGCCUCUGCCUCAGAUUGUCAUCUGGUUCAUCAUACCAGCAACAAGAAACCACCGAACGAAUCAAGAUAACAAUGCGCUUGCUCUAAUUGUACUAUUCCAAUAUAUUCCCAGGUUGUACCUUAUUUUCCCAUUGAGCUCCCAAAUAAUAAAAGCAACUGGAGUGGUCACCAAAACUGCUUGGGCUGGGGCAGCCUACAAUUUGUUACUCUACAUGUUAGCAAGCCAUGUCUUGGGUGCAGCAUGGUACGUACUUUCGGUUGACCGUUACCUAUCUUGCUGGAAAUCAAUGUGCAGAAAGGAAGAAAGACCUAUGAAAUGUUUGCUCGAAUAUUUAGAUUGUGACAUGGCUGAAAGUAGACAGGUCGACAUUUGGAUGAAUGGCACAAAUGUCUUCCAGAGUUGUGACCCCACAGGAGAUAUCACAUUCAAAUUCGGGAUUUUUGAGAAUGCUGUCACGAAACAAGUUGUCUCUUCAACUUUUGUUCGAAAGUAUUUCUAUUGCCUGUGGUGGGGUUUACAGAACUUGAGUUCAUACGGGCAGAAUUUAUCAACGAGCACAUUUAUCGGGGAAACUUCCUUUUCCAUUCUUAUUGCGAUCUUGGGUCUUGUUUUGUUCGCACAUCUUAUUGGAAAUAUGCAGACAUACUUGCAGUCUCUAACAGUAAGGCUUGAAGAGUGGAGGCUAAAACGACGAGACACAGAGGAGUGGAUGCGCCACCGGCAGCUUCCGGAAGAUCUGAGAAAACGGGUGAGGCGUUUUGUUCAGUACAAAUGGCUUGCGACUCGAGGAGUGGAUGAAGAAGCCAUUUUGCACGGUUUGCCUGCCGAUCUCAGUCGUGAUAUCCAACGCCACCUGUGCUUGGACCUCGUCAGACGUGUCCCGUUUUUCUCACAGAUGGACGACCAAUUACUCGACGCCAUAUGCGAACGUCUCGUCUCAUCCCUUAGCACGGAAGGCACCUACAUCGUGCGUGAGGGCGACCCCAUAACCGAGAUGCUGUUCGUAAUCCGUGGCAGGCUCGAAAGCUCCACCACCAACGGCGGCCGAACGGGAUUCUUCAACUCCAUCACUCUUCGCCCAGGAGACUUUUGCGGAGAAGAGCUCCUUGCGUGGGCCCUCCUCCCCAAGUCAGCAGCCACUAGCCUCCCUUCAUCCACUCGAACUGUGCGGGCCCUUGUUGAAGUCGAGGCCUUUGCCCUACGAGCAGACGACCUAAAGUUCGUGGCCAAUCAGUUUCACCGCCUACACAGCAAACGGCUGCAGCACACUUUUCGGUUUUAUUCACACCAUUGGCGUACGUGGGCUGCUUGCUUUAUUCAGGCUGCCUGGCGAAGGUAUAAAAGGAGGAGGCUCGCCAAAGAUCUUGCCCGGAUGGAAUCGUCCGUGGUGGCGGCCCAGGAGGAUGAUGAGGUGGCGGGACAGGAUUCGUCGUCAACUGUGAUAAAGUCGAAUUUGGGGGUCACGAUUUUGGCGUCGAGGUUCGCGGCCAAUACACGGAGGGGGGCUCAGAAGGUUAAAAAUGUUGUGGAUUUGCCGAAGCUGCCGAAGCCUGAGGAGCCCGACUUCUCGGCCGAGCCGGAAGAUUAG
Messenger RNA from Striga asiatica, 2130 nucleotides. The record is from the annotation of a GenBank genome assembly. NCBI's taxonomy places the organism in Eukaryota, Viridiplantae, Streptophyta, Magnoliopsida, Lamiales, Orobanchaceae.